ACUGUGUGACGGAUUACUAUAAAUCUAUAUCCCUGGCCGGCUCGAUGUUCUCAUCCAACACGUCUCCUGGACGCAAAACGUCGUCGAGCGGUCUGCCCUCGGGAGUCGGAGUGGGAUCGACAGGCCCCGACUCCGAGGACGGCGCGUCCCCACACGACGACGUACUGCUCGCCAGCAAAACGGAAUGGUCCUCUUCUGCUUCUAAUACUUUCGAAUCGUCGCCUUCCUGGUGGACCGUGUUGUUGUCGUCGAGCGUCGCUGUCUCUGGGAUCGGAGCAAGCUCCGACUCUGCUGCAGACGACAGCGCGUCGCCGCUCGGCAAUCCAUCACUGUGCAAGGAGACAAGACUCCUCGACGUUUUCGUCGAUCUUCAUUCUAUCUGCGCCUCCGAGAAUCGGAUUUUGUCCUUCAGGCUCCGACUCCGGGGUCUGAUCGUCGCCACUUGCAGUAGUUGCGCCCGUAUCAAUGGCAGACAGAAGAAGAGUAACUAUAAACGCACGAGGUAUUCGUCGCUUUCGUCAGCGUAAGCGGCUCCCAUUAUGUUGACUACAAUAUUUCUUCUAAGAUUUCGAGUAAUUUGACGUUUACCGCGUUGCGGUCGAUGUUAUAAUAGUUAGUUACCAUCUUUUAUUUUUUGAGCGAAGAUAAUAUGUACGUGUACGUUAGGAUUUAAUUGAGAAUUAGAAUGAGCUAAAUACAAUUAAUAUUCUAAUGCAGAGACCAAUCUCCGAGAAAAUCUCUCAGACGACGUGUGUUAUACCU
Messenger RNA from Metopolophium dirhodum (rose-grain aphid), 762 nucleotides. RefSeq lists its product as uncharacterized. Lineage: Eukaryota; Metazoa; Arthropoda; Insecta; Hemiptera; Aphididae. The transcript is spliced from 2 exons. The coding region runs from base 45 to 527 and encodes 160 amino acids. The record is from RefSeq and is a predicted model, not a curated record.